AUGGACCCGUAUAAGUACCUCAAGAUCCGCUUCAACCCGGACGGCUCGCUGUGCCGCUACGGGGAGGCGCCGCUCCUCCCCGCGGCGCCGGCCGGGGAGCCCGUGUCGGUCGAGGACGACCAGGGGUCUCGCCGCAUUGCGGUCCACUCCAACGACGUCCCGCUCAACGACGCCACCGGCACGGGCCUCCGCCUCUUCGUGCCGUCCGGGUCCGGCGGCCACCACGACCGGCUGCCGCUGAUCGUCUACUUCCACGGCGGCGGGUACGUCCUCUUCCGCGCGGCCUCCGAGCCGUUCCACAACACCUGCACGGCGCUCGCCGCCGCGGCGCCGGCGGCCGUCGCGUCCGUGGACUACCGCCUGGCCCCCGAGCACCGCCUCCCCGCGGCGUUCGAGGACGCCGCGGACGCCGUCCUGUGGGCGCGCCCGCACGCCGCCGCCGGCAGGCCCGUGUUCGUGAUGGGCAGCCACAACGGGGCCAGCAUCGCGUUCCGCGCCGCGUUGGCGGCGGCGGACGCCGGCGUGGAGCUGCGCGGGGUGAUCCUGAACCAACCGCACCUCGGCGGCGCCGCGAGGUCGCCCGCGGAGGCGGCCUCCGUGGACGACCGCGUGCUGCCGCUGCCGGCCAACGACCUGCUCUGGGAGCUCGCGCUGCCCGUGGGCGCGGACCGGGACCACGAGUACUGCAACCCGGAGUCCAUGCUCGCCCGUGUGGGCGCCGCGCGGCUGCGGAGGCUCCCGCCCUGCCUGGUGCUCGGGCGGCGCAAGGACCCGCCGCGGGACCGGACAAGGACGCUCGUCAACGCUCUGCGCAAGGCCGGGGUCGCCGUGGAGGCGAGGCUCGACGGCGCCGGGUACCACGCGAUGGAGUUGUUCAAGGCCAACUGCGCCGCGGAGUUCACCGCGCAGGUGGCCGACUUCGUUCGCCGCCACUCCUCUGCCGGCACCGACACCGGCGCCAGCGCCGGCGACGUGGUUGGUAUGAGCAAGCUGUGA
This is a messenger RNA of Miscanthus lutarioriparius, 996 nucleotides long. The record is from the annotation of a GenBank genome assembly. Lineage: Eukaryota; Viridiplantae; Streptophyta; Magnoliopsida; Poales; Poaceae.